Molecule: messenger RNA, 3168 nt
Organism: Bacidia gigantensis
Lineage: Eukaryota; Fungi; Ascomycota; Lecanoromycetes; Lecanorales; Ramalinaceae
Exons: 1
Coding region: 1-3168 (1055 amino acids)
Source: RefSeq, a predicted model, not a curated record
AUGCUCCCUCGAGUGACCCUCAGCUUGUCACACCUACUGCUCCUCGCCCUCCCAACCCUCGUUCCUACAGCUCUCGCAACCUCUUUUACGCUCUCAUCCCCUUCUAUAUCCGCAAACCUCACCACCAAGCACGAAGGAGGCCGAUGCGCCCUCCGCAGCCAAUGCGGCAAGAAAUCCUUGUUCGGCAGCGAACUGCCUUGUCCUGACAACGAGCACUCUGGCCCUCUCUCCUCCCCCGUUCGCGAGAAACUCGUCAAAAUCUGUGGGCCAAGCUGGUCAGCGGGUGAUGUCUGCUGCGAUGAAGCGCAGAUUGACGUCUUGACGACAAAUUUGAAGCGGGCAGAGAGUCUUGUGGGAACGUGUCCGGCGUGCAAAACGAAUUUCUUUGAUUUGUUCUGCACAUUUACGUGUUCCGGGGAUCAGAGCUUAUUCGUUAACGUGACGGGGACGGAGAGGCUGGGGAGCGGGAAGGAUGUUGUCACGCAGGUUGAUAAUUUGUGGGAGGAGAAAUAUAAGAAAGGGUUCUACGAUAGUUGUAAGGAUGUCAAGUUUGGGGCUACGGGGGGAAAGGCGAUGGAUUUUAUUGGGGGUGGAGCCAAGGAAUAUCCUGCUUUUUUGGCCUUUUUGGGGGAUGAGAAGUUCUUGGGGAGUCCAUUCCAGAUUGAUUUUCCGAAUGUGACGGAUGGUAGAGAGAAAGGGAGGUGGGAGGGGAUGGAGCCUGUGGGAAAAGAGGCAAUUAAAUGCAAUAGUAGCGAUGAAGCGCUCAGGUGCGCGUGCGUGGAUUGUCCUGCUACCUGCCCCGAGUUAGAGCCGGUGAGGGAGACGAAGUAUUGUCAUGUGGGCGCCCUGCCGUGUCUGUCGUUCGCAGUGAUACUGGUGUAUUGUGUUCUGCUGGCGCUGUUGGUGACGGCAAUCACGGGGCAUGUGGCGUAUGAGAAGCAUGCGAAGAGGAAGAGUGAGGGGCUGCAGCUGCUCCAGGAUGCGGCAUUGAGUGAUGAUGAGGAUGAGGGGGAUAUUGUCUACAAUGCUGGUAUGAUGGAUCGGCCAACGAAGCAGUAUAAGCUGAAUGCGAUCUUUGAUACGAUGUUCAAUGAGAUCGGCAGGAAAUGUGCGACGUACCCACUGAUCACCAUCGGCGUCAGCGUGCUGGUCGUUGCGGUGCUUAGUAUUGGAUGGAUCAGCUUUGAGGUCGAAACCAACCCGGUGCGGUUGUGGGUGAGUCCAGACUCGGCUGCUGCUAAGGAAAAGCAGUUCUUCGACGAUAACUUUGGGCCGUUCUAUCGAGCUGAGCAGGCUUUCUUAGUCAACGAUACGCAAGCUGGAGGAUCUGGGCCCGUCCUGAGCUAUGAUACAUUGGCUUGGUGGUUCGAUGUGGAGAGUCGUGUUCAAAGGAUGCUGUCGCCUGAGCGGCACGCCACGCUGAGUGAUGUGUGCUUCAAUCCAACUGGUGAAGCCUGCGUCAUUCAGUCCCUGACAGGAUAUUUUGGUAGUGAUUUGGCGAAUGUUGAGCCUGAAGGGUGGAAGAAGCAAUUAUCACACUGCACUGAGUCACCUGGAAGCCAAGACUGUCUACCUCCCUUCCAGCAGCCAUUGAGUAAGGACAUCGUACUUGGUGGUAUUCAAAACGGCGAUGUUCUCUCCGCUGAGAGCCUCAUCGCAACGUGGGUUGUUAAUAAUUUCGAAGAAGGCUCAAACAAGGAACAACGUGCUAUCGACUGGGAAAUUGGCUUCAAGGAUAUCAUGCAGAAUGCUCAAAGAGAGGCAUCCGAGCGAGGGUUACGGCUGUCCUUUACUACAGAGAUGAGUCUGGAGAGUGAGCUGAACAAGUCAACAAAUACGGAUGCAAAGAUAGUUGUGAUCAGCUACAUCAUCAUGUUCCUCUACGCUUCACUUGCUCUAGGAUCAACCACACUGUCGUUCAAGUCGAUCAUGCAGAACCCUGCAAGCGCUAUGGUACAAUCAAAGUUCACAUUGGGCAUAAUUGGCAUCAUCAUCGUACUGAUGUCUGUGUCAGCUUCUGUUGGCCUUUUCUCGGCUUGCAAAUACAAAGUCACCUUGAUCAUCGCAGAAGUCAUCCCAUUCCUGGUCCUGGCAGUCGGCGUGGACAACAUAUUCCUCAUCGUGAAUGAAUUCGAGAGAGUCAACGUCAGCCACCCAGAUGAUGACAUCGAGACAAGAAUGGCUAAAGCUCUGGGCCGAAUGGGUCCUAGUAUCUUGCUAUCUGCAACGACGGAAACGAUCGCAUUCGCCUUGGGGGCAUCUGUGGGCAUGCCUGCAGUCAAGAAUUUUGCUGUCUAUGCCGCAGGAGCUGUUCUGAUCAAUGCUAUAUUGCAAGUCACCAUGUUCGUAGCAGUCCUCUCUCUUGAUCAACGAAGGGUAGAGGACGGACGGGCCGAUUGCUUUCCAUUUAUACAAGUCAAAAGUGCGAAAGCAGGCUUCAGUCAGACAGCGGGCUCCUAUGGAUAUGAUGAAGAAGGACCUCUCCAGCGCUUCAUCCAUAAGAUCUAUGCACCAGCUAUUCUUGGUAAGAAGGUAAAAUAUGCUAUCUUAGUUGGCUUUUUAGGCCUGUUCACCGCAGGCCUCUCCUUGAUCCCAGAGGUCGCUCUCGGUCUGGACCAACGCAUAGCCUUCCCUCGAGACUCGUACUUGAUCGAUUACUUCAACGACCUAGACGCCUACUUCAACACCGGCCCGCCAGUCUAUUUUGUCGAGCGCAAUCUCCCUGUUACAGUACGGCAGCACCAGACAGCAAUCUGCGCCCGCUACACAGCCUGUGAUUCUUAUUCCCUUAGCAAUGUCCUAGAACAAGAGUCAAAGCGCUCCAACGUCUCCUACAUAACUGGUUCCACCGCCAGCUGGAUAGACGACUUCUUCACCUGGCUCAAUCCCGCCAACGAAGCCUGUUGCGUCGAAAAUGGCCGCCCAUGCUUCGCCGAUCAUGAUCCACCCUGGAGUAUCGAUCUGAAAGGCAUGCCUCAGGGUGACGAAUUCGUACACUACCUUACUAAAUGGCUGGCAUCGCCAACGAAUGAAGAGUGCCCCUUCGGCGGCGAAGCGCCGUACAGUAACGCGGUCGUCAUUAAACCGAACAUGUCCUCCUUCAAUGCAGUCUCAGCCUCUCACUUCCGCACCUCCCACACCCCCUCUCCUCCCAGUCCGACUACAUAA